This is a messenger RNA of Funneliformis geosporum, 828 nucleotides long. Lineage: Eukaryota; Fungi; Glomeromycota; Glomeromycetes; Glomerales; Glomeraceae. The record is from the annotation of a GenBank genome assembly.
AUGGGAGUUAUUCUCUGUAAACCAAAGAUUUCUAAAACCGAAUUUGUUGGAAGUAAUCAGUCAUUAAUUUUAUCAAAUCAAUCAAUUUCCGAGUCAACUGAGUCAACUGAUGAUACAAAUUAUAUAUUUCCUAAUAAUGACGAUGAAGCUGAUCGAAUUAAUACUCAGCAUUUCACCUAUCAUGCCUUAUGGGGAAGAAAUUAUUCGGCACCAGUUGAUAAAUUAUUGGAAGGGGGCGCCGAGGUGUUAGAUGUAGGUUGUGGACCUGGAACUUGGACGUUGGAUAUGGGUGAAAGAUUUCCUGCAUCCAAAUUUACUGGAAUUGAUUUAAGACCAACUUAUCCUGAACUGAUAAAGCCAAGCAAUGUUUCAUUUGUUCAAGCAAAUGUUCUUCAAGAUUUACCUUUUAAAGAUAAUACAUUCGAUUACGUUUACAUGAGAUUUAUGAUGUUUGCAUUAACCUUUGAUGAUUGGGAAACCGCCCUUAAAGAAAUUAUCAGGGUAUGUAGACCAAAUGGCUGGAUUGAAUUAAUGGAAGGUCAGAAAACUGCCCAAUUAAGGAUGGCCAUUGUCAAAGAGAUGAAGAAACGAAAUAUUGAGAAUUUAGAAAACUUAAAAUGGGGUGCGAAAAAUUUGGCAAACGCUGUAAAAUCGAAUCUUUUGCUUAAAGAUGAUGAUGAUAAGGCGGAAGGAAAAGAUGAUUCAAAGUAUGAUGAACUGUACGAUAAGAUGGUUAAUGAUUUUUUCGAAGAAUGCAAAAAAGGGGAAACUUUCGUCAUAAGCCAUAGAUUUUUCAUGUUAAAUAACGUUGGUAACGUUCCACUGUAG